AUGGCGUACAUGCACAUAUGUUUGCUAUAUGGAUCUCAGUCAGCGUUGGCAUUGGUAGACCGUGGUUGCGGACACGUAAACCUUGCUGACACAAUCAUGUCAGAGUUCAGCUUUGACCCUACGAAGGUGGCAGUGUCACUGAAGUAUGUCCUGAAUGACAAUUUGCCUCCAGUCAGGAUAAAAAAUGACGGUAACGUCCUCUCGUACAUUCUGCUGAAGGAAGGCGAUCGUGAACCUGCUAAAUACCCAUUAGUCAUCGAUGUUACCGAUGCAGCAAUAGAGAAGCCAUCUAACACGGCUCCAUAUACUGCUUACCAUAGCAGCGAGCUUCAUACAUUGCAGGAUAUGGCAGCUGAAAUAUGCAAAGCAUCGGGUGAACAUGUAGGUCACAUUUACGAAAACGAGGUCACAGUUGUUUCAGUAGCAGAAGCUGGGGAGGUCGAAGAAGGAAGGGUUUUCCGUGAUAAGGAGAUUUUAAAAUUAAGCAUAUCCUUGUUUGCCAUAAGGAAUAUGUUUGAGUUCAUGGUUGAGCUGUCAGACAAGAAAGAAUAUGUUGUGAGGUGUUCACAGGAAGGAUGUAGUUGGAUAUGCAGAUCAUCGAAAUGGGACAAAACGGAUCUAUUUAAGAUUCGAAAGAUUGGUAGUCACACAUGUGCAUCAAAUGUAGUGUUGGGGUCACAUAGACAAGUCACAACUGCAGUUGUUUCAUCUAGAAUCAAGUAUAAGUACAUAUCGUCCAGCACCAUAUACACACCAAAGGAUAUAUGCAAUGAAAUGUUGCAUACUUUUAGAGUUUAUUUGAACUACACGAAAGCUUGGAGAUGCUGUGAACAAACCUUGAAGAUGAUUAGGGGUGAUCCAACUGAAUCAUUCAGUAGGAUACCAAGUUUCUUCUACAUGCUCCAACAAAAGAAUCCAGGUACGGUCACAUAUCUAGAGAUUGAUAGUCACAACAGGUUCAAGUAUUGUUUUAUGGCACUCGGUGCUUCAAUACGUGGGUGGCCACAUUGUAGGCCUGUAAUUGUAGACGGUACAUACUUAACUGGUCAUUAUGGGGGCACACUCUUCAUAGCAUGUAUACAGGAUGCAAACAAUAGCAUAUUUGUUCUUGCUUUUGGUGUUGGGGAUAAUGAGAACGAUAACUCUUGGAGAUGGUUUUUGGAAAAACUGAAAGAGGCUUAUGGAUAUAGAGAAGGACUAUGUUUUGUAUCAGACCGUUAUGGCAGUAUAAAGAAAGCAAUAGAACAUGUGUAUUUAGGAGCCUGUCAUGGUAUUUGCUCGUAUCAUUUGCUACAGAACCUGAAACAUUAUUAUGGAAAAUCAGGAGAAAAUAUUACACAAGCUUUCAACUCGGCUGUCCGCGCUUACACAUUGGAGGAAUUUGAAUACAACAUGCAUCGACUACACACAAUGAAUGAGAAUAUUACUAGAUACCUGGUUGAAGUCGGCCCUGAAAAGUGGUCGAGAAUUCAUAUGCCAGUGAACAGAUUUUCCACAAUGACAUCAAAUAUUGUAGAAUCAGUUAAUGCAGUCACAAAGGCAGCUAAGAAUUACCCCAUUAUGUCGUUGCUAGAGUCUUUACGAUAA
This is a messenger RNA of Olea europaea var. sylvestris, 1587 nucleotides long. RefSeq lists its product as uncharacterized. The coding region runs from base 1 to 1587 and encodes 528 amino acids. The record is from RefSeq and is a predicted model, not a curated record. NCBI's taxonomy places the organism in Eukaryota, Viridiplantae, Streptophyta, Magnoliopsida, Lamiales, Oleaceae. The transcript is spliced from 2 exons.